Messenger RNA from Caenorhabditis elegans, 1026 nucleotides. RefSeq names its product Serpentine receptor class beta-3 (gene srb-3). Lineage: Eukaryota; Metazoa; Nematoda; Chromadorea; Rhabditida; Rhabditidae. Bases 1 to 1026 code for a protein of 341 amino acids. Gene Ontology annotation, biological process: sensory perception of chemical stimulus. The transcript is spliced from 3 exons. Gene Ontology annotation, molecular function: transmembrane signaling receptor activity. The record is from RefSeq and is marked reviewed. Gene Ontology annotation, cellular component: membrane; perikaryon; plasma membrane.
AUGCUAGAAACAAAUGAUUCCGUAUGUGAACUUGCCUAUCAACUCGCCUAUCACCCAGUUUAUCGAAGUUCUCAAUUUUGGUCAAUGCUUGUGUCAUCGCUUUCUAUACCAGCGUUAAUUUAUUUUAUCACGAGAAAAAUAUUUUUUCUUCAUUUCCAUGGGAACUUGAAGUGUUUGCUAAUUGUUUAUUUUAUAUGUAAUCUGUUAUUUUCCAUGGCAUUGUGUUUUGCAUUCUUUUACCAAUUUCUUAUUCCAUUCUUUGUAACUUCCAAGUGCCAGUUAUUAAUCAACACUACAUUAUUCAAAUGGGGUCAGAUUUGCUCAUUUUUACUAUUAACUAGUUCAAUGCUUCUCCCUAUUGGAUUCUCAAUAGAACGAUUUGUUGCAUUGGGAAAUGCACAAAAGUAUGAAAGUUCUCGAACGUUUCUUGGACCUGUUAUUAUAUUUAUAAUUAUUGCAGUUGACUUUUCCAUUAUUUUUUCCGUCUACAAAAAUGAGCCUUUUACUGAGGGUUUUUAUUCAUUUAUUCUAGUUCCAUCGACUACGGCAAGUCAAAUCAAUAUGUAUUUCUUUGUUUUGUUAUUUGUGAAAAUAUUCAACUUACUUCUUAAUUGUAUAUUAUUAAGAAUUCAUAAGAAGAUCAGAAUCAAAUAUUAUUCAUUAUCAGUUCGCUACGAAAUGGAAGAAAUUCUACAAUCGUCCAAGUUUACUUUUAUAAUUAGGUUUACUCAUUUACUAUUUUUUGGAUUCUACGUUGUAGUAAUACUCUUUGUGAGAAUAAUGGGGGAAUCAUUUUUCAAUGGAACUUUAAACUAUUCAGUUGCACGUGGAGUAUUCUGCACUGUUCCUACUUAUAAUUUAAUUAUAGUUAUUAUUGGUAUCAAAUCACUACGACACUUAAAUUUGCAACGACUCAACAAAGUUCAAUCAACAGUUCAGAUCAAAUCAACAGGGAAAGAAGGAUCAAAGAAUUAUGAAGAUAUAAUUACUAAUUAUUGGGAUUCUGUGUCAAGUAGAACUCCAUAA